UUUAAUUUUGAUAAUUUAUUUAUUGUCUAUCAUAGAAUUUACAACCUUGAGAAAUUUUCCAAUUAACUAUUUAAAAAAUUAGAAAAGUAAGGGAGAAAGAAAUGUUAUUAGUAAAUAAAACGACCGAGUGAACGGCUUCAUUUACGAAGCGCCUGCUACCACGUACGAAUAAUAAAAGGGUCGACCAGCGCUAUAUAACGACUUGACUUACAUGUGAGACCUUCUAUAUCAGUUAAUAAACAAAAUGGGUAUAAACUGGCGCGAAUUAUUCCCUACAAAGCUCACAUUCGUCAUAUUUCUGCUUUAUAUAUCGUUAUUUAUAGGCCAAGGAAUUUUUGUAACGGCUUCACAGGAAUCCAAUAACUCCUAUAGCUACAACACAAUCACCGUAGUACUGCUCACCGAAAUAUUAAAACUUAUAGUAUCAGCAAGUCUUUAUUGCAGAGAGCAAAACUUAAUUAGUUUGCUACGCGAUGUGCGAAAAGAUUCAAAUGUAAUGAUGUUAUAUUUUGUGCCCGCAUUUCUCUACUGUCUCUACAAUAAUUUGGCAUUUGUUAAUUUGUCUACGUUCGAUCCCACUACAUAUUAUCUUCUAUUGCAACUACGUGUUGUUAUAACUGGCAUACUAUUUCAGAUAAUUUUUAAGAAAUACCUUACACGGCGUCAAUGGAUUUCACUUUUGCUGCUAACGUUUGGUUGUAUGUUAAAACAAAUCAACAUAAAUAGUUUAUAUGGCGAUACUAAUGACGAUAGCGAAGCCGUAGCUGUACAACAAGUGACUUUAAAUAAAACUGAUACUGAAAACACAUCAAAAGUGAGCGGAAAAAAUAUGACUGGAUUCGAUCUGAGUCUAAGUGCUCUGCUCAUAUUGGCACAAACAAUAUUUUCCUGCUUGGCAGGUGUUUAUAACGAAUACCUAUUGAAGGAUAAAGGUGCUGAUGUGAACAUAUUUGUACAGAACGUCUUUAUGUAUAUCGAUUCCAUUGUAUGCAAUGUCUUGAUACUCUUGGUAAAUGGUCAAUUGGUUGGCGCUUUUACGGCGGAGAGUCUACGAGCCAUUUGGCGAUUUAAUGUAAUUAUUAUUAUAGUGAAUAAUGCGGCAAUCGGCAUUGUUACGAGUUUCUUUUUGAAAUAUAUGAACUCUAUUGUGAAAACUUUCGCCAGCGCCUUAGAGUUAAUGUUUACAGCUGUACUCUGUUAUUUUCUCUUCGCGAUACCUAUUUAUAUUAAUACUGCAUUGGCUAUAGCUGUAGUCUCGUUUGCUAUAUACCUGUACUCACAGAGUCCUGUGGUAAAUACGGGUAAGGUACGACCAUUGAAUACAAUGGGUGAGACAAGACAAGAUAAACGAAAAUUGCUUGACUCAGAUAAUGACACAGACCUUGAAAUGGACAUGGUGUAACGAAUAUAUUAAAAAAAAACACACACCAUUCCUAUGAUACUUGAAUAAACUGGCUUAAGCCGCCAAUUGACCAGUGAUACCAUAAUACUUUUAUAUAUGUACUUUUGCUGGAAGUGCAAUUAAUGAGGCAAGAUAUUGACAAAAAAUAUCUUUGUAUAUAAAACUUUAUUAUGACAAAGAACGACGUAUUUUCUUGAAUCAGUAAUAACGUUGUACUUGCUGGAUGUGCUCUUUUGGAAAUAUAUUUCAUAAAUUUUAUUUAAAAAUCUUAGGCUGAUAUAUAAUUUAAGGUAA
Molecule: messenger RNA, 1696 nt
Organism: Ceratitis capitata (Mediterranean fruit fly)
Lineage: Eukaryota; Metazoa; Arthropoda; Insecta; Diptera; Tephritidae
Gene: senju
Product: UDP-galactose transporter senju
Exons: 5
Coding region: 245-1402 (385 amino acids)
Biological process (GO): pyrimidine nucleotide-sugar transmembrane transport
Cellular component (GO): Golgi membrane
Molecular function (GO): UDP-galactose transmembrane transporter activity
Source: RefSeq, a predicted model, not a curated record